This is a messenger RNA of Microbotryum saponariae, 3542 nucleotides long. The record is from the annotation of a GenBank genome assembly. Lineage: Eukaryota; Fungi; Basidiomycota; Microbotryomycetes; Microbotryales; Microbotryaceae.
AUGUUGACCACAAGCUGGCUCACACGCCACGCUGCUUCUCUAGCGACACGUACGACGUGCUCGUCCCUCUCCUCGACCACCACUCGAUCGUCAUCUGGCUCGUCUGGCUCGUCUGGCUCGCCUGGCUCGUCUGGCUCGUCUGGCCCGUCUGGCCCGUCGUCGUCGCAGCCAUCGCCGUCGCCGUCGCCGUUUCGCAACUGCUCGAGCUCGUCGUCGCCGUUGCAGUCGUCGCCGUCGUCAGCAUGGUCGCACCGAACAUUCACCUCCACCUCAGCUUCCGCCGUUCCAUCACAGUCUUCCACUGAGGUCUCAUCGACCACCACAUCCAACACGCCGUCCACCUCUUCCGCCGCCACCACACCACCCUCGACCUUGUCCGAACGAGUGGCGCAUGCUCGCCGUCUACGAAGCUCGCCCUCGGACUCGGCCUCACAGGAGCAACUCGUCCGCACCAGCAGCUCCAACAGUGCGGAAGCGAUCGACCGCUUGCUCUCAAAGUCGAUCGCAAGCGCCGCACAAGCCGCGAACCAAGACACGACUGCGAGUGCGAGCAAGUCGGACCCGUCGCAACCCGAUCCCAAUCUGCCCAAUCUGCCCAAUCUGCCCAACGGCACAAUAUCAUCCUUUGCUCGCCAGUUCACUCCUCAGCGCCCUGCACUUCGUCGGGUCAGAAGUAAGCAACGUGCUUCGACCCCGCCGACGCAUAACGAGAUGCUCGAAGCGACCGCCGCCGAGCCCCGCCAGUCCUCCACUCGUCGGGCAGCCCCAUCCACUUCAACCUCCACCUCCUCGCCCGCGUCAGCGCCCUCGUCAGGCUGGAAAUCGCGCCGCGUGUUGUCAUCGCGGCUGCCGCUGCCGUCCCACGAAAGGGUCGUUUCGAAAACAUUGUGGCAACUCAACCGGCUCGAAGGCCGGCUCACAGCUGCCGAACGGACACUAGCUUCCCUCGAAACGCCUUGGGAGGCCCUGGACACCGAAGCAAGAAGCACCUUACAGAAACUCUACCAGAACAGGAUACAGCGAGAGCUGUCAGGCCCAUCCAAAACGGUGAGCAGCCCAUUCUUCGUUGCUGAUUGUCGGCUGCCUGACGUUGAACCCGCUCUUCGACGUGCAGGUUCCUUCGAAACACCCCAAGGAGUCAGACGCUGCGCUAGAUGACACUGGGAUGGGGGACAUAGACCAUCUGGUCCAUGUAGCACGGCUUUCAGAGGUACCCAGGGACGAUUCACCUUUCUUUGGCGAGUUACAUGGAAAGCGGAAACGUCUUCAUGUGAGUCAUCUGAAUGACAGGGACCCAACUUCUCGCUGCACAGUAGCUUACAAAGCUUCUCGAAUGGACAGACCCACUUGGUCAAGACCCUCCAAGUGCGCCAAGGCCAGCUCCAGCGAAAGCUCGCUUGGUUACAACGGGAGCGAUUGCCGCCACCAGGCUCAUCGACUUCCUCGACCAGGAACGCGACCAGACUCGAACCCGAAUUGCCCCCUUUGCCUCCGCGUUCAGACUACUCGAACUUUUUGACAGCUGCGUCGACGCCGGUGACCGUGCUACCUCAAUCCCCGGCGCCUAUCGCAAAGCUUACUCAUGGCCUCCAGCGCGUCCUCUUCAACCCCGGUGUCCACUUUCUCCAAGAUCCUCGAUCUCGCGUUUGGAAUUUUCCCCGAGGACUUCUCAACGAUGUCCCACCUAUCGAGGAUUUCGAUCAGUCCAAACUGCCACGCUACGUGACGAGUUCGGAGGACAAAGAUCUGAUGGCCCUCGCCCAGAAGGAGGGCAAGAAACUCGUUGGAAGCACGAGCUCGACCGUAGCGAUGCUUUGUCAGGUGUGUAGAGAACCCAACAAAAGGGUCAUACGAAAAGGGUGCGGUCCUGACUCCUCCUCCUCAUGCCUAGAUCUACUUCUGGAUCAGUAAAGGAAAGGAAGUCAAUUUGGAGAUGCUGUCGAGCAUAUGGGCGAAGCAGGUCAGUCUCCUGCUCAUUGAACACAAGUCGGUGCUUCAAGUCUGAGCUCGGGUCGUUGUUGCUGUCUCUCCGCAGAACAAGGACUUCAGCAUGGGACAGCAGCUACCUGCUUCCGUCGAGCUCCUUUACGAGGACGGACGGUAUUCGAUUGAUGCGGACAAAUCAAUCGAUGUCACUUCGGGGAUGAAUGUCUUGGCCGACUAUGUGAGUUUGCACUGUGACGAUGAGUUGUACUAACGUGGGCUGAGUCAGUGCAUUUUGAACGGUGUCCGCAGGGUCACAUGAUGGAGAAGCUGUUGACGACAGAUCAGCCCGAGUUCAGGAGGUUCCUCAAGUCAAGCCUGAACCCCGCUGCCUCCGAAGUUGAUCAACGUCAGGCGUAUCACUACAUGGCGGUAAAUUGCAGCAGAGCAACGGUCUACCGUGAAGGAGUAUUGGGCGCUGACUUUAACCUGCUGCUUUGAAUCUUUAGACGGAUCACAUGGUCCUACGUUCUCAGCUCGAUGCGCAUGACCCGCAUCUCCCCAAUGUCUCCUUCGAUCUCAAGACCAGGGGGACGAUCGCCAUCCGCCAAGAUCGGCUGAAUUACAUCGAAGGCGCCGGCUACACUGUCGAUCGGCUGCGAGGACUGUGGAACUCGUUCGAACGCGAGUACUACGAUCUCAUUCGCUCGGCCUUCCUCAAGUACCAGUUCCAAGCGCGCAUCGGCCACAUGGACGGUUGCUUCGUCGCUUACCACUCGACGCGCACGUUCUACGGCUUCCAAUACGUCCCGAUUGAAGAAAUGGACGUUGCGUUGUUUGGCAAUCACGAGACGGGCAACCAAAUCUUCCGACUUGCUUUGGGCUUCUUGGAACGGAUUUUACUUGAAGCGACGAGUCUGUACCCAGAGCGUUCGAUUCGAAUGACCUUUGCCGCCAGUCCGAAAGAAGAUGUGCUGAGGGUUUUCGUCACGCCCCAAUCCUCCGGCGGAUCGACCACGGAUGAUGUUGCGGGCCCUCUGACUUUGCUCGAGUACAGAGGGACGAACUACGUCAACGGACAACCCGUUCGACACGUCAUGAUCGGUCCCCGAGAGGACACCCCCGCACCCCCUACGCCCAAGCCAGCAGCCGAUGAGGCUCCGGUCCGUACGACUCCGCCCCACCUACUUCCCUCUAAAUGGGAGAUCGGAUACUCCGUGACUCGAUCUUCGACCUCCGACCCCGACGGGUCGCCUUUGCCUCCACAAGAGGUUCGAAGCAUGUUGGCGUCCGUGCGGGCGACUCAGCGCAUGUUCUCGACCUUGUACUUGCCGUCCGGGAUCAGUCUACACGAUUUGGAGGACGCGAGGAAGAGGGUCGCGGCCGCUUACGAAACAGGAGAGGAACCUAGCGAAGAUGACCUCAAGCUCAUCAAGAUGUUACCGGAGCGGGAAGGGAUGAAGUAUGGGCGACCAUCGAAACUGGUCUCUCAAUUGAGGAUGCGGGCGAAGAGCAACGCCAAAACGAACGAGCAGCAGGAGUCGGACGAUGAGACUAGUGGACAUUACGAGAUGAGGUCGACCUUGGUGUCGAGGAAGAAUCGACUUGAAGAGCAGUAG